Molecule: messenger RNA, 1560 nt
Organism: Chelmon rostratus (copperband butterflyfish)
Lineage: Eukaryota; Metazoa; Chordata; Actinopteri; Chaetodontiformes; Chaetodontidae
Gene: atp6v1b2b
Product: ATPase H+ transporting V1 subunit B2
Exons: 14
Coding region: 1-1560 (519 amino acids)
Biological process (GO): proton transmembrane transport; ATP metabolic process
Cellular component (GO): proton-transporting V-type ATPase, V1 domain
Molecular function (GO): proton-transporting ATPase activity, rotational mechanism; ATP binding
Source: RefSeq, a predicted model, not a curated record
AUGGCGAUGAAGGCGCUCAGAGGGAUGGUGAACGGGGCCAUGAGUGAGCUCUCCUCGGCCGUCAGUGGGAACAAAGGUCCGGCCGCCGCUCCGGCCGCCGCCGCCGCCUCCCGGGAGCAUGUGAUGGCCGUGAAGCGGGAUUAUAUCUCCCAGCCCCGCCUGACCUAUAAAACCGUGUCUGGAGUCAACGGUCCGCUGGUGAUUCUGGAUCAGGUGAAGUUUCCCAGGUACGCCGAGAUCGUCCACCUGACGCUGCCCGAUGGAACCAAGAGGAGCGGCCAGGUGCUGGAGGUCACCGGCUCCAAAGCUGUGGUGCAGGUGUUUGAGGGGACUUCAGGUAUCGAUGCCAAGAAGACCAGCUGUGAGUUUACAGGAGACAUCUUGCGGACGCCCGUCUCCGAGGACAUGUUGGGUCGUGUGUUUAAUGGAUCGGGGAAACCCAUCGACAGAGGACCAGCAGUCCUGGCUGAAGACUUCUUGGACAUCAUGGGUCAGCCAAUAAACCCUCAGUGUCGCAUCUACCCCGAAGAGAUGAUCCAGACCGGCAUAUCUGCCAUCGACGGCAUGAACAGCAUCGCCAGAGGGCAGAAAAUACCCAUCUUCUCUGCUGCAGGGCUGCCACACAACGAGAUCGCCGCUCAGAUCUGUCGGCAGGCCGGUUUGGUGAAGAAGUCCAAAGACGUGAUGGACUACAGCGAGGACAACUUCGCCAUCGUGUUCGCAGCGAUGGGGGUGAACAUGGAGACAGCCAGGUUCUUCAAGUCCGACUUCGAGGAGAACGGUUCCAUGGACAACGUCUGUUUGUUCCUCAACCUCGCCAACGACCCCACCAUCGAGCGGAUCAUCACGCCUCGUUUAGCUCUGACAUCGGCCGAGUACCUGGCCUAUCAGUGCGAGAAGCACGUCCUCGUCAUCCUCACCGACAUGAGCUCCUACGCAGAGGCUCUCCGAGAGGUGUCUGCGGCCAGAGAGGAGGUGCCGGGCCGGCGGGGGUUCCCCGGCUACAUGUACACGGACCUGGCCACCAUCUACGAGAGAGCCGGCAGAGUGGAGGGACGCAACGGCUCCAUCACCCAGAUCCCCAUCCUCACCAUGCCCAACGACGACAUCACUCAUCCCAUCCCUGACCUGACGGGUUACAUCACGGAGGGACAAAUCUACGUGGACAGACAACUUCACAACAGACAGAUCUAUCCUCCCAUCAACGUGCUGCCGUCUCUCUCCCGUCUCAUGAAAUCCGCCAUCGGCGAGGGGAUGACCCGCAGAGACCACUCCGACGUUUCCAACCAGCUCUAUGCGUGCUAUGCCAUAGGGAAGGACGUCCAGGCCAUGAAGGCGGUGGUGGGGGAGGAGGCUCUGACAGCUGAUGACCUGCUCUAUCUGGAGUUCCUGAGCAAAUUUGAGAAAAACUUCAUCUCCCAAGGUGCCUACGAGAACAGGAGCGUGUUCGAGACUCUGGACGUCGGGUGGCAGCUCAUGAGGAUCUUCCCCAAAGAGAUGCUGAAGAGGAUCCCUCAGAGCACCCUGGCCGAGUUUUACCCCCGAGAGGCCAAACAUUAA